Odobenus rosmarus divergens (Pacific walrus) is the source of this 3864-nucleotide messenger RNA. It is a transcript of the gene SLC4A8, whose product is annotated as solute carrier family 4, sodium bicarbonate cotransporter, member 8. NCBI's taxonomy places the organism in Eukaryota, Metazoa, Chordata, Mammalia, Carnivora, Odobenidae. Bases 178 to 3363 code for a protein of 1061 amino acids. The transcript is spliced from 22 exons. Gene Ontology annotation, cellular component: plasma membrane. Gene Ontology annotation, biological process: regulation of intracellular pH; monoatomic anion transport; transmembrane transport. The record is from RefSeq and is a predicted model, not a curated record. Gene Ontology annotation, molecular function: monoatomic anion transmembrane transporter activity; sodium:bicarbonate symporter activity; solute:inorganic anion antiporter activity.
AUUGGCUGCGGCGAGGCCUCGCGGGCCGGUGGCAAUGGAGGCGGCGGCGGUUGAUGGUUGACCGUUGGCUCCGGGGUAGGGGUCGCCGCUCGGGCGAUCGGCUCAGAGCCGACCGGAGCGCGCGGGCUGCUGACGCUCGGCCUGGAGCCCUCGGGCCAGACCUAGCUGGGUUCCGCCAUGCCGGCCGGCAGUAACGAGCCGGACGGCGUCCUCAGCUAUCAGAGACCAGAUGAAGAGGCUGUGGUGGAUCAGGGUGGGACCAGUACAAUUCUCAACAUUCACUAUGAGAAAGAGGAGUUGGAAGGUCAUAGAACUCUGUAUGUGGGGGUUCGGAUGCCGCUGGGCCGGCAGAGCCAUCGCCAUCACCGAACGCAUGGCCAGAAGCACCGGAGGCGAGGGCGGGGCAAAGGAGCCAGCCAGGGGGAGGAAGGCCCAGAGGCCCUGGCCCAUGAUACACCAUCUCAGCGUGUUCAGUUCAUUCUUGGCACUGAGGAAGAUGAAGAGCAUGUGCCUCAUGAGCUGUUCACAGAGCUGGAUGAGAUCUGUAUGAAAGAGGGAGAAGAUGCUGAGUGGAAGGAGACAGCUAGGUGGCUGAAGUUUGAAGAGGAUGUUGAGGAUGGGGGUGAACGCUGGAGCAAGCCUUAUGUGGCAACCCUUUCACUGCACAGUCUCUUUGAGCUAAGGAGCUGCCUUAUUAAUGGAACAGUCCUUCUGGAUAUGCGUGCAAAUAGCAUAGAAGAAAUUUCAGACCUGAUCCUGGACCAGCAAGAACUGUUCAGUGACCUGAAUGACAGCAUGAGGGUUAAAGUACGAGAAGCCCUGCUCAAAAAGCAUCACCAUCAGAAUGAAAAAAAGAGAAAUAACCUCAUUCCCAUUGUUCGCUCUUUUGCUGAGGUUGGCAAGAAGCAGUCUGAUCCACAUUCGAUGGAUAAAAAUGGUCAAACUGUGUCUCCUCAGUCUGUUCCCACUACAAGUCUUGAAGUAAAAAAUGGAGUGAAUUGUGAACACAGUCCUGUGGAUUUAAGCAAGGUGGAUCUUCAUUUCAUGAAAAAAAUUCCCACUGGGGCAGAGGCCUCAAAUGUCCUGGUUGGAGAGGUGGAUACUCUGGACCGCCCCAUUGUCGCCUUUGUGAGGCUAUCUCCAGCUGUCCUUCUCUCGGGCCUGACCGAAGUGCCCAUCCCAACCAGAUUUUUGUUUAUCCUAUUGGGUCCAGUAGGGAAAGGUCAGCAGUACCAUGAGAUUGGCAGAUCCAUGGCUACCAUCAUGACUGAUGAGAUUUUUCAUGAUGUGGCAUAUAAGGCGAAAGAGCGAGAUGAUCUCCUGGCGGGGAUUGAUGAGUUCCUGGAUCAGGUCACGGUUUUGCCUCCAGGGGAGUGGGACCCCUCCAUUAGAAUUGAACCACCCAAAAACGUCCCUUCCCAGGAGAAAAGGAAAAUGCCCGGAGUUCCAAAUGGAAAUGUUUGCCACAUAGAACCAGAACCACAUGGGGGCCACAGCGGGCCAGAACUUCAGCGCACCGGGCGGCUCUUUGGGGGCUUGAUAUUGGACAUCAAGAGGAAGGCCCCCUGGUACUGGAGCGACUACCGGGACGCACUCAGCUUACAGUGUUUGGCCUCCUUUCUGUUCCUGUACUGUGCCUGCAUGUCACCUGUCAUCACCUUUGGGGGAUUGCUCGGAGAAGCCACUGAGGGGCGCAUAAGUGCAAUUGAAUCCUUGUUUGGAGCCUCCAUGACUGGGAUUGCCUAUUCCUUGUUUGCGGGACAGGCUCUCACCAUCCUGGGAAGUACGGGGCCAGUGCUUGUAUUUGAAAAGAUUUUGUUCAAAUUCUGCAAAGACUACGCUCUUUCAUACCUCUCUCUGCGAGCUUGUAUUGGACUGUGGACCGCCUUCCUGUGUAUUGUCCUUGUGGCAACUGAUGCCAGUUCCCUUGUCUGUUACAUUACCCGCUUCACAGAAGAAGCGUUUGCCUCCCUGAUUUGCAUUAUUUUCAUCUAUGAAGCCAUAGAAAAGCUGAUUCACCUGGCAGAGACCUACCCCAUCCACAUGCACAGCCAGCUGGACCACCUUAGCCUAUAUUACUGCAGGUGUACUCUCCCAGAAAACCCCAACAAUCAUACCCUACAGUACUGGAAGGACCACAAUAUCGUCACGACAGAAGUCCACUGGGCCAACCUGACCGUUAGUGAAUGCCAGGAGAUGCAUGGAGAGUUCACGGGAUCCGCGUGUGGCCAUCAUGGGCCCUAUACUCCUGACGUGCUCUUUUGGUCCUGCAUUCUCUUCUUCACCACCUUCAUCCUCUCGAGCACCUUAAAGACAUUUAAGACAAGCCGCUACUUCCCAACCAGAGUACGCUCCAUGGUGAGUGACUUUGCUGUCUUCCUCACUAUCUUCACAAUGGUGAUCAUUGACUUUUUGAUUGGAGUCCCAUCACCAAAACUUCAAGUUCCCAGUGUGUUCAAGCCAACAAGGGAUGAUCGAGGGUGGAUUAUUAGUCCCAUUGGCCCCAAUCCCUGGUGGACUGUGAUAGCUGCAAUUAUCCCAGCUCUUCUCUGCACUAUCUUAAUAUUCAUGGACCAGCAGAUCACAGCUGUCAUCAUUAACAGGAAGGAACACAAGCUCAAGAAAGGUUGUGGUUACCACCUGGACCUGCUGAUGGUGGCCAUCAUGCUGGGUGUCUGCUCCAUCAUGGGCCUGCCCUGGUUUGUGGCUGCAACUGUCCUGUCCAUCACACACGUGAACAGCCUCAAACUAGAAUCUGAGUGCUCUGCUCCUGGAGAACAACCCAAGUUCUUGGGCAUCCGAGAACAGAGAGUGACAGGCCUUAUGAUCUUUGUGCUGAUGGGCUGCUCAGUCUUCAUGACGGCCAUAUUAAAGUUUAUCCCAAUGCCGGUACUCUAUGGAGUUUUCCUCUACAUGGGAGUUUCCUCACUACAAGGAAUUCAGUUCUUUGACCGUCUGAAGCUCUUUGGGAUGCCUGCAAAGCACCAGCCGGAUUUUAUCUACCUUCGACACGUGCCCCUGCGCAAAGUGCACCUCUUCACCCUCAUCCAGCUCACCUGCCUGGUCCUGCUCUGGGUCAUUAAGGCAUCUCCAGCUGCCAUUGUCUUUCCAAUGAUGGUUUUGGCAUUGGUCUUUGUCAGGAAAGUCAUGGAUCUCUGUUUCUCUAAACGAGAGCUGAGCUGGUUAGAUGAUCUCAUGCCUGAAAGUAAAAAGAAGAAGUUGGAUGAUGCCAAAAAGAAGGCCAAGGAGGAAGAGGUCAUGGUUCUUGCACCAACUGUACACUUCGGGGCAGCCUUAAAUUACAGAACAAAGGAAGGGCCACAUGAGAAGGCAGCAUGUCUGGAAUCCCAAGGGUUUAUUUAGGAGCUGGGAAGAUUACUCCAAAGAUGUUCUUAGCCGAGAAUCGAUGAAGGAUUCUUGUCCUUAUCUGUCCUUUAUUUUUGGUCCCAAUAAUCAGUUUUCUUCCCCUUCGUUUGUCUCCAGUCUACUCACCAGGUUCAUACUUAGAAUAUGAACAUAGAUUCUGCUCUUAUUAUCAGAUCUCAUGGUUCGUGUUCUCCCGAAAGUCCUAAUUUAACAACUAUACAAAACCUAUUAUUUGUUAUGUACCUAAUUGCAGAUGGUGUCGUGGUUGGCACCAUGCACAGAUAACUUGCAUAGGACUUUCUGUCCUUCCUCAUUUCCCUCAGCACUUGGCAUCUGCUGUCCACACAAUGGAUCCUCAAUCAAUGGUCUACACAUGCCAAGAAUGGAUGUGUAACAAAUGAAAAUAUCAGACCAAGAAAUGAAUGAGCCAGAAAGUGUUUCCAAAUACAGUUAGUGCCUGAAAUAGUGUCCUUUGAAAUGCAUUUUAAAUGACAUUUU